AAGAGGUUAAUAUAAAUUCUAAAAGAAUAUCUGGUUUUGUUUACUUUUCGUUGACUCCCUUAAGCUAUAAAAGGAAAGAAAAUAGUACGCAGAUAAACCACAUCCACGGAGGUAGACAAGGGGAGGGAAAGGAGGAGUGACCUAAACAGAGACGGAUAGAGGAGGAGACGGGUGCAAUAUCCAACUCUUAAAGGGACACAUUGUUGCUGCUAGUGAGAAAAGAAAAGAUUGCGGAGUUUGGAGGCUUGAAAGUGAAAAUAAAGCUCCACAGAAAGUAAAGGAACGACUCCAUGACAUUUAAAGUGAAGGAAGCGAAAGACUUCAACUGAACUGUGCAGACAUGUAGCAGGAAGCUGAUCCUGGUCUUACGCUCGGAGGGGGGGGGGAGGGAAGAACAAUUUUCCCCUUGCAUUGCUUACUGGUGAGACUUAACAAGGAAGGCGAGAGGAAGCGAAGGGAAAAUAAGAAAGCUUUAAGGUGAGGCAUAGCGUGUAGUCCUGUAGCCCUACCCAGCUGAGCAAUAUGGCUGCUGUUUGCAGACUAACUGGGCUGGAGAGGUUGCAGGAGGGCAAGCUUGUGUGUGGCUCUUAUGCAGGCUGUAAGCUGUAGGUUCCAGCCUGUGACGCGGAAGAAGAGAGACAACACGCAGAACACACACGGGAAAGGAGAGCACAGCUAGUCCCAGCUAUUCGGCUUCAUCCUGUCCAGGAUGGAGCCCAAGCACAGGGAGUUGUUGAAAAAGUGCCAUAAAAACCUGACGGAGUCCAUAAGCGAUGCAGACCGACUGUUGAAUCUCCUAGAGGAAGCUGGAACCCUCACCGCCAGAGACAGACAGAAGCUUGACGGAAGUAGUUCCAGCGGCCAGGAAAAAGUAGACCUCUUACUAAAGAUGCUUUUGGUAAAAGAAAAGGACCACUUCCAAGAUCUGAGGGUGGCUUUGGAGAAAACGGAACCCCACCUCCUCUCCAUCCUUUACUUAAACGGCCUAGGAACUGGUGACACAGCAGAUGGUGUGUAUAGCUCUACUGUGCUGAGACAAAGCUCCACCUACAGUGUCCUCACUACUAUGCCAUCAGACUCUGAAAGCAGUGGCUCACUAAGCAGCAUAGGUAUGCUGAACAAACCCUCUUCCCCUCCCCCAACAGCAGCUGACAGUUUGCAAAUGAGUGAGAAGAUGGACACGAUCUUGUCACAGUUGCGACAAGUGACACGUGAAAGAGACGAGUUGCGUAAACGUUUAGCGUUAUCUUCUCCAGGAUCUACAUUUGAUGACUGCAGGUCCAGUCCCAAGCUCACUCCAGACUAUGAGAGGCUAAAGGUGCAGUGCAUGAAAGCAAUGUCAGAGCUAGAAGCACUACAAAGCCAGCAUGCCAAGGCUCUAAAAAAAUGUGAAGAGGCCGCAAAAGAAGCAGAUUUCUAUCAUGCUUUGCACAGCCGUACGCUGAGUGACCAGACACAAUUGCAAGAGGAUAGUGAGAGCUUGCGCAGGGAACAUGCCCAGCUACAGCGGGAGUUCUCUCAUUUGCAGCAGUCUUGUCAGGACCUGAAGUGUUUGCACGAAACUGAUCAGUUAGAGAUGUCAGAGCUGCGGAGGCAGCAGCAGCAGCUGGUGGUCAAGCAAAAUGGAUCUUCCGAGCUUAUCAACAAACUUUAUGAUACUGCUCUGGACAAGCUAGAAGGUGUAAAGAAGGAUUAUGACUCCUUGCGCAGGCAGUACAAUGAAAAGGUCUCCAGUCACAACUUAGACCUGGGUCGGCUGGACCAGAGUGAAGAAGAAAAGAGAAGCUUGCAGAAACAACUGGAAGGGUUGCUGAAACAGAGAGAAAAUGCAAUACACCUUCAGCAUCAGUUCUCCUCCUCUAUGCGAAGGUAUGAUUCCAUCCAGCAGGAAUUAAACAAAGUAACGUUACAGAACAAAGAGCUUCAGAGGGAGAUGGAGCGAUUGCAGGCAGAGGCCACACGCUUUAAAACCAUGCAGCUGAAGGCUUCCAAGGAAGCAGAGAAAUACAAGGAAGAAAGAGACUCUGUGUUUAAUGAAUAUCGUCUGAUCAUGAGCGAGCGAGACCAAGUCAUCAAAGAAAUGGACAAAAUGCAGACUGAGAUAGAGCUUGCGCAAGGUCGAUUAAAGAAUACUUCCAGUGAGAAGCGGGUGGCCAGUGAGGAGAUGGAAGCUCUUAGACAGGAGCUUAACUCCGCUCUGGUGGAGCGUGACAGAUCUAUUUUUGAGAGAAAUGAACUUCUAGAGAAAUACUGCCAUGAAGUAAAGGACAAAGCAGAGGCCCAAAAAGAACUUGACCAGGCAUGCAAGGAUAUAGAGACUGUCAAGGAAGAGCGAGAUGUGGCAAGAAAAGAGAGGACCGAGGCCAUUAUACAAAGGGACCAUCUACUAAGAGAAUACUACCAAGCCAGACAGAUUCAGGAUUCUGCCACUUUAGACAUUGAAAGAGCCAACAAGGAAAUUGAAGUGCUUAGGAAACAAAAUGAAGCUAUGAGUCAUGAACUUAAGGAGGCAACACAAGAGGCAGAAGUAGCCAAAUGCCGGAGGGACUGGGCCUUUCAAGAGAGAGAUAAAAUUGUGGCAGAGAGAGAGAGUAUCCGGACACUCUGUGAUAACUUGCGGAGAGAGCGUGACCGAGCAGUUAGUGAGUUGGCAGAGGCUCUGCGUAACCUGGAUGAUAUGCGAAAACAGAAAAAUGAUGCAUCAAGAGAACUAAAAGAGCUUAAAGAGAAGAUGGAUAAUCAAAUUGAGAAGGAGACACGGUUCCGACAGCUAAUGGCACACAGCUCCCAUGAUUCAGCCAUUGAUACUGAUUCACUGGAAUGGGAGACAGAAGUGGUAGAGUUUGAGAGAAACCGGGAGGAUAUGGACCUCAAAGCUCUUGGCUUUGAUGUGGCAGAUGGGGUUAACGAGCCCUUUUUUCCAGGGGAGAGCUGUAUUUUUGUCACCAAGGUGGACAAAGGCAGUAUUGCUGAUGGCAGACUAAGAGUUAAUGACUGUCUUCUCAAGAUCAAUGAUGUGGACCUUGCCAAUAAAGAUCGGAAGCAGCUUAUAAAAGCUGUGCUGAGUGGAGGAGAUGUAAUUAACAUGGUAAUCCGAAGAAGAAAGUCUCUAGGAAGUCGGAUAAUAACACCUCUGCAUAUCAUCUUGGGAAGUCAAAAAGAUAGUGGAAUCUCCCUGGAGAGUGGUGUUCUAGUGUCCGCAGUAGUACCUGGAAGUCCCGCUGCUAAGGAAGGAUCCCUUGUGGCUGGAGACCGUGUAGUGACUAUUAAUGGUAUUUCCCUGGAUAACAAAUCAAUUAUGGAGUGUGAGGCUCUGCUGCGAAGCUGCCAGGAAUCACUGAACCUUUCUCUAAUGAAGGUUGUGCCUCCUAACACUUCAUGGAGUAGGCAAAAUCUCUUUGAGAACCUAAAAGAGUCAUGUCACGUUAUUCCUCCAAAUAUACAUGCUCAGAAUAAAAGAAACCUAAAGAACAACAGUUCCACCCAGACAGACAUUUUUCACCCAGACAUUUUGGAAUUUAAAAAAAAGAUGGGUGACAGGACAGAAUCUGAGAGUGCCCUUCAACUUAGUUGUCACUCAGAACAUAGCCUGAGUUCCCUAGGAGGUGAAGCAUUUGUGGGGCAAGGUUAUGAUAUGCUGGACGAGGAGGGGCAUCCAUUAGGUUUUGCUGAUGCUAUGGAAGAUGAUUUAGUGGAGACUGCAACUGAAAAGCGGAGCAGUGACACAUGGCCGAAAGUAAUGGUGAGCCCAGGACACUCGCAAAGCGAAUUCACAGUUUUUAAGAGGCCCAGGCAGCGGAAAUCCAUUUUUGAUCCAGACACUUUCAAGAGGCCUCAGACUCCACCAAAAAUAAAAUUUCUUCCUCCUGUACAAGUGCUUGGUCAUUCUCCCCAACCUUCAAAGACUGAAAGACCACCGACUCCACCCACCCCACCAAAACGGAGUGAUUCUAUUAAGUUUAAGCACAGACAUCAAUCCAGUUCAGCCUCUGAAUCCACGGUAACAGCCGGGUCUCCACCUACUAGCCCUUCCCCUGGUCCUUUACCAGUUGAAACUUCCCACAAAGUGCAUCAUAGCAGGGGAAUUAGCAGUUGUUGCCAUGAAGAUGGGACAGAUUGCCCUUUGACAGGUUGCAUUGGGGCUGGCGAUGUAGAAGGCUGUUUGCAGAGAGCAGAGGAACCAGAAUUAAAAAGGGCAAGACCUAGAUCUGCACCAGCACUGAGGCACCGAUUAGCACCUAUGCCUAUACCUCACUAUGCACUUCAGAAGUUCUCCAUGAACUCAGAGGAAAGGCUUUCUCCAGAGCUUUCUCAUGAGUGGAUCCGGUUCUCUCCUACUCGCUCCCCACGGCAUAGUGAUAUAUUUGCAGCUUCCCUGUAUGGGCCUGCCAUGUCAGGCACAGUGCCCAGGAGCCUGGCUCCAUGUCCUGCCGUGACUGCAGUUUUGAGGAAUCCAAUCUACACAGCAUGGAGUCAUCGGGUCCCGAAUAGUAACUGUCCCUCCUCUACAAAUCAAAUUUGUCAACAACAUCUUCAUUCAAGUGCACAGCACCAUGGCCGUCUGAGCUUGGAUCUUAGUCAUAAGCACCCAAAUGAAUACUGUGACACUUCACGCUCAAGAGUCCCCCAUGGUUCCAACUCUCUUCCAUCCAGUGCUCGUCUUGGCUCUUCAAGAACAGAACGUAUUAAAAUACCCUCAACCCCUCGCUACCCCAGAUCUUCAGUGGGUUCAGAUAGAGGAUCACAGUCACAUUCAGAGUGCAGUAGCCCCAGCCUAGCCAGCCCACCACAUUCACCUCUUAACUUGGAGACUUCAUCUUUUGCAAGCAGUCAAUCCCAAAGCUCCGUUGCAAGCCUACCCAGAAUAUCUGUCAGCACUGUGCCCAUUGGGGAACGCAGGAAGGACAGGCCACUAGUGGAAGAGCCACGACAUGUUAUAGUUCAGAAAGGUUCAGAGCCUCUAGGGAUUUCAAUUGGUGGUGGGGAGAGUGCGGGAAUAUUUGUAUCCAAGGUAACAACAGGAAGCAUUGCUCAGCAAGCUGGAUUGGAAUAUGGUGAUCAACUGCUCGAGUUUAAUGGUAUAAACCUGAGAAAUGCAACAGAACAGCAAGCACGACUAAUCAUUGGACAACAGUGUGAUACCAUCACUAUCCUAGCUCAGUACAACCCAAACAUGUGCCAGCAUAUCCAUUCUCGAUCCAGCUCGAGACUGGAUACAAGCACCUCUCAUUCUACCCCACACAGUAGUGGAGCAGCUACUCCUGACAACCAUUCCAUCAUAGACACUGUGAGUGAGCAAGAUGAAGGGACAAUGACUCCAUCUUCCAAGGAAACUACACCUAGCACUAGCCCACGCAGCUCACUCAGAACAACUGGUGAAGAAAUUAAGAGACAUUCAGAACUUCGUGUAGUCACCCUGUCUAAGUCUCCUGAGAAACUGGGAUUACAAAUCUGUGGUGGGAACUUGCAUGGAAUAUAUGUCUUGGACAUAGAGGACAAGAGUGAGCUUGGAGGUUUGCUAAAAGGAGAUAUGGUUCUUGAGUAUGGGUCUGUGGAUAUGAGAAACCGAACAGCAGAAGAAGCCUACUUAGAGAUGCUUAAACCAGCAGAAAAUAUCAGGGUAAAAGUACAACACAAAAUCGAUGAAUUCAACAAAUUGAAAGACCUGCCUGGUGACGGAUUCUAUAUACGCACACUUUAUGAGCGUCAAGCAGAGCUUCCAAAGGAAUUAAGUUUUAAAAAGGAUGACAUACUGUAUGUGGAUGACACCCUUCCUCAAGGAACUUUUGGCACAUGGAUGGCAUGGCAACUGGAUGAAAAUGCACAGAAACUGGAAAGGGGGCAGGUUCCUAGCAAAUACAUGAUGGAACAAGAAUUUUCACGAAGACUCAGUAUGUCAGAAGGCCGUGAUGAGACCAUGGCCAGCAAAACACUCUCUGCUGCUGCUAGACGUUCAUUCUUCCGAAGAAAACACAAGCAUAAGCGCAGUGGGUCUAGAGAUGGAAAGGACCUGCAAGGCUUGGACACUAUCAGUACUGAUUCAAUCCCCUUCUUAGAUGAAUCGGUUAGUUUGGCAUACCAACGAGUCCAAAGGGUGGAUUGCACUUCUCCCAGACCAGUUCUUAUUCUUGGGCCAUUGGUUGAUGCUGUGAAAGAUAUGCUGGUAAAGGAGUCACCUGGAAAGUUUUGUAGAUGCCCACUUGAGGUUAUGAAAGCUUCUCAACAGGCUAUAGAGCGUGGGGUGAAGGACUGUUUGUUUAUAGACUACAAGAGACGUAGCGGCCAUUUUGAUGUCACGACCGUGGCUUCAAUAAAAGAGAUAACAGAGAAGGACUGCCAUUGUUUACUGGACAUAGCACCACAUGCUAUAGAGAGACUGCACAGUGUUCACAUCUAUCCCAUUGUACUAUUCAUCCGGUACAAAAGCACUAAGCAAAUAAAGGAACAAAAGGACCCAAUCUUUCUAAGGGACAAAGUGACACAAAAACAUUCCAAAGAACAGUUUGAAAUUGCACAGAAGAUUGAACAGGAAUACAGCAAAUAUUUUACAGCUGUAAUCCAAGGUGGUGCAUUGUUUAGCAUUUGCAAUCAGAUUUGUUCCAUUGUGGAUCAAGAACAAAAUAAAGCUUUGUGGAUUCCAGCAGGAUGCUUGUAAAGUUCAGAGAGAAUAGUUCUCUUCAUGACUCAAGAAGUAAUCACAGUAGUUAUCUACAGAAAUCCUCAACUGUGCCUGCCAUUGCUGGAUUUGUUAAUUGUUUUAAGAAAAACACUAUAUACUUAGUAACUCAGUAUUUAUUGGUAAGCCACUUAUUCCAUCUCCAAAUCAUUAGAGAUACCAUAUGACAAGAAUAGCCACAGGUGUCAGUCAGUGAAGAACUGGUACUUGAAAAAUGCAACCAGGAUAAUGGACAGACUACCAAGACAUUCUGCACAUCAUUUAUGCUUUAGAAACCAGAACUGAAAGUGAGCAGAUUUCACAAGAACUGCCUCCAUCUCUUUGGACAAACCGAUGCACUAAUCAGAAAAACAAAACAAGCCUGCAUUUGAUGUCAGCAAACUGAUCACAUAAUAAAGAGAAUUGUAAAAGGCCACUUUUAAACAAUUCAUAAAAUGCAAGAGCACAGCGAGUGCUUCUUCUCUAGGGACCAUUAUGUUAUCCCAAGAGGGCUCUGACUUGCUAAUUAAAGGUACUAGGCACUAGGACAGAAGCAAAGUAUUGCUUUUCACAAGUGUUGAAAUUUAAGUCCUGUAAUAUACUGUAUAUGCUUUCACUUUGCAACUUUGGGAACUGUCAGCACUGCAUUCCUUCCACUGUUAUACUUGAAUAGGGGACUCCAAAAGAGAUUAAACACUCCUUAAAAUUGAUCUUUUUUUAUAACCACUUUGUUGCUGAAGAUUGUAACUGCACCUACAAAACAUCUUUGGGGUAAAGAAAUGCUGUCAUAUUCAAAUGUAAGUCUUUAAGUGGAAGCAGAACAGUUGUUACACCAUCAGCUAGGGGAAAGUGAAGAUUGUGGCACCGUGGGUAUCAAAGAAAGUGCUCAGGAACUAUAAGAAAUGGAUCACAACUUUUAUUUUUGUCAAUAUUAGUGUUUCUUCUAAAAACAUUUUGGCUAAGGCCACAUAACUAGCUGUGACCCAACUUCAAACCAUGAUCAACUAUAGUUAAUUCAUGUCAGUGUUUCAGAUCACACUUCUGGAAAUAUUUGAUAUAAAUAGAAAGAUUGCAACCCCUGUUACCUAAUAAUAACUUAAACCACCAUGUCAAAGUAAAGGUCUGACCUAUGUUAGUAAUGUUACAAUUGUAGAAUGGAGAGAAGAAAGAACCACACUUGACCUUUUAUAAAAUAGGAUAAUCACUCCACAAAUAAUGUUAUUAGUCUGUUAAUCAUGUUAUUAGUCUGUUAAUCACAGAGUCCAACUCUCAAGUAUAUAAAGUGUCAGUGUUUGAAUUUAAUAACUAAGGUGCAAUACAAGAAUAUCAAUGAAUUAAAUUGAUGAAUAAAUUAAUAACCAAUCACGUGAUACAAUUAAAGCGCAAUUAAAGAAUUCAUUAUCAGGCUGUUAGUACCAAAAGAAAAUCUAAAGUGCUGUUCAAUGCUUAAAUCCAAUUAGAGCGCCAAUUAAUUUAAAACUAAGUAAAUAAUUUAUACCACGGAUCUAAAGUGAUGUGCAAUGUUAAAUAAAUUCCACCCCAGCACCAAUUCAUAGAAAAUUCAUUAAUAGUCUAAUUAAUUAAAUAAUAAUGAAGAAUCUAAAGUGCUGUGCAAUACUUGAUAAAUCGAUUGGAUUCCAAUUAAAAGCGGUAUAUAGAUAGAAAAGGAGUCAAUGGUUUAAGAUUAAAGAGAAAAGUAUCGGGCACUUGCUCAAGUUCAAGGAAAAUAGUAAAAGGUACCCGCGAAAGGACCUGUAUCUGCAUCUUGUAUUGCACCUUAGUUAUUAAAUUUGCCUUGAGAAAGCUGUCGUAGAUGAAACACACGUUGUGUGCUUUGUUUGUUUUUACUUAUACCAGUGAUUUGGCUUUUUAAUAAGAAUUCUAGUUCGGUUUAGUUUGUGUAAGGGUGGUGUUUUGGUGCCUCCUUGCUCAGCUCAACCUUCACCAAUCCUCUCUUUAUCUACUACUCCAAGGGGCCAAUGAUUUGUUCAGGUUAAUUUAGUUCUCUACAGCUUAGCGCUAGCAUAUAUUACGAGACCACAGUCAUGGUUACCCUGUCUUCUCCAUCUUUGUGGUGUCCCAGGGAUAGAAAUUAUUAGGCAGCAGCUUUGGGGGCAGCUCCACCAUUCUUUAUAUAAUUUUCUCUUACUGUUUUCCUUGAACUUGAGCAAGUGGCCGAUACUUUUCUCUUUAACCUUAAACCAUUGACUCCUUUUCUAUCUAUAUAUCGAUUUUGAUUGGAAUCCAAUCAAUUUAUCAAGUAUUGCACAGCACUUUAGAAUCUUUGGUAUUAAUUAAUGUCUAUUGAUGAAAUAUCUAUGAAUUGGUGCUGCGGUGGAAUUUAUUUAACAUUGCACAGCACUUUAGAUGUGUGGUAUAAAUUAUUUACUUAAUUUUAAAUUAAUUUCUACUACUGGAAAUAUUUGAUCAUUGGGAUGUAAUACUGUAUAUACUUGGAUGUGUCCGCUGGAUCCCUGUCUUCAUUUGCACUUGAGUUUAGGCCAGCCUUAAUGUCAAGGUCAUUCUGUCUUUAUGACCAAAAGUCUAAGUGAAGGAAAAGGCAGUUAUUGUUCUGGGGAAAUAUCCCACUAUGCCUUUCUGCUUUUAAGUUAUUAACUUUUACAAGUAGAGUCCCUUAAAUUAAAAUCUUGGGUUUCUAAUAUCGAACUCGCAUGUUUACUCACAGUUUUGUGUGUAUUAUUGCCUUUUCUGACUUGCCGGCACCUGCACAUAAAAUUAGAGAACCAAAUCAAAUGUCUUCAUAGUUAGACUUUUUAAAAUAUCAAGAAUAUGGCAAUGAACGAUGAGCUUAAAACCUACAGCUAUUUUCAGUAAGGAAGCACUACUUUGGCACCCAGUAAUCACUAAGGAGAUAAAUGAAUUCCUAAACAAUGUAUUCCUAAACAAUGUUUGAAUUUGAAGAUCUAUCUUUAGAACAUAUAUUUUAUAACUGUUCCUGUUUUGUCCUAUUAAUGCAAAAGCAGCCAAAAAGCUUUAUUUUUUAAUAUUUUUAUAGCUAAUUACAUACAUAUAAUAACAGAGAGUUGUCAUCCCCACAAAUGCAAAUCCCCUCUUUCGAGAUAAAUUGUCCAUAUGAGGGAACAUUUUUUAGAAAACCUUAAGCUGGUUUGCCUCCUUGCCAUUAUGAAUGCCAAUCUUAUUACAUUAUAAUAGGCAAAAAAAUUAGAAUAUAAGGCCAGUCAUUUUUUCUAUAGAAGGUGGCAACCAUAACUCAAAACAAUUUGAACAGAGGGACACCCGUUUUCUUCUGUUAAUUCAUUCUUAUAUAAAUGGUGAUUAGACCUGUAGCACAAUACAUUGCUGUGUUAGAGACUUUUAAUUCACAUCAUAGCACAUCUAACACCUGCUUAAGACGAUUCAGGUUAUCCCUCAAACACUGUGAUGCAUCAGUGAUACAUAUGCAAAAAAAAAAAAAAAAAAACAGGUACAAAGAAAUCUUGUUAUACAUUUAUUCAAUAUAAAUUUGUCUUCUCUGAGGGUGGGGAACACCGUGAAUAGUUCAUUUAUCACACUAAAAGAGUGCUGAAAAGGUGUCAGAGGCGUCACUACAUGGCACUAGCCCCCCUCCCCAAAAUGCCCCUCGAGCACAGCCACCCCUUACCUGCCUCCCGCAACCUAACCACCAGCCCGCUCUCGUCCUCUGCUCUCAGCCAGCUCUCUGGUAAGGGAGCGGUUGGGGAGGGGGAUUUCUAUAUAACUUCAUAGAAAACAGACCUCAUGGUCCUUUUUUUUUUAAUAGGGUUUAUCAGAAAAGGGAUUCAUUUUGCACUAGAUCCAAAAAAAAAACGAAUUUCCCCAAUCACAUUGCUUGUUUAACAGAUGGUUCUUUGUUUUAGUUUUAAGUACAGUAAAAAUACAUUUAUUGUGAAAUAGCAAUAAUUUAUGUUUCAUUUGCUAGUCUUUGAAGUGGAUUUAGAACUGGCAAUUUACGAUACAGAUUUUUCUUUCAUUCACCAAGGUCGAUUUUUACAAAACUGAAAACAUUAAACCAUAGUGAGCUGAUAAAAUAAAGGCCAAUUUCUAUAA
This is a messenger RNA of Xenopus laevis (African clawed frog), 10702 nucleotides long. RefSeq names its product discs large homolog 5 L homeolog (gene dlg5.L). Gene Ontology annotation, cellular component: plasma membrane. The transcript has 34 exons. Bases 710 to 6655 code for a protein of 1981 amino acids. NCBI's taxonomy places the organism in Eukaryota, Metazoa, Chordata, Amphibia, Anura, Pipidae. Gene Ontology annotation, biological process: regulation of apoptotic process; negative regulation of hippo signaling. Gene Ontology annotation, molecular function: kinase activity; transferase activity; ATP binding. The record is from RefSeq and is a predicted model, not a curated record.